AUGCUCGACGACUGCUUAAAGGAUAGUCAGGUCAUCAUCCUGCCUUGCGAGCCUGCAGGAAGCCACAUAAGCCGGGAACGGCAUGCAGAUCUCGCGCGUGCCAUCAUCUUGGGACUGCGCCGCCUUCGACAGCAGAAAAGCGACGCCGUGGACGCAGCAGCAGCAGCAGGAGAAACUACUGCCGCCCUUUCUUAUCAACCUCCAAGCGUCAUCCAACUACGGUCGCCUGUGCAGCAGCCAGCGUCGUCGUCCGAACCUCCCCCAGAGGCCUGUUGGCUGCCCAGAAUGAUUCAUAGAAUCGCUACCUUCCGUCGCUCCCACGGCGGCGGCUGCGGCAUUGGCAGCAGCGGCAGGAGAUCGAGGCGGGCCGAAUAUCUAUUCACCAAGGCGGCCGCGGAACGGUCUGAGAAGGGAGAAGCAGCACUUAUUCGUCAUACUUUUGUCGACCUGUCCCCAGGUGUCGACUGCGAGCCUCGAGGCAAACGACGUCAUCCCCUCAGGUCCAAGUUCGGCAGACGAAAGCGAAAGCACGAAGCAGUAGUUGAAGAUGAUGAUUUCGAAGCAACCACACUGCUUGGAGACGAAUAUCCUUUGGCCAAAAAGUCGUUCUAUAGUCGCCUCUUGCAACGAAAAACGCGAAAAACGUCAGCUACCGACGAACCCAAAAACCAUCGGUGGUCGGUUCUUGUAGAUGACCAUUCGUAUGCUCAUGCUGCGCCGACGCCGCCCGCAUACCUGGAGAAGACAGUCGUCGAUAGCGAUAGCGACAGCGAUAGCGACAGCGAAGAAGUCUACUUGAAGAGCCAAUCGCGCAAGUGGAUCUCAUGUUUGUUUGCAGGCAUGUGCUACAUCGGCAUGGCCAUCGGAACAAUGCCCCAUGCCAUUCCAGAACAAACACAAGUCUAUUGA
Molecule: messenger RNA, 909 nt
Organism: Pestalotiopsis fici W106-1
Lineage: Eukaryota; Fungi; Ascomycota; Sordariomycetes; Amphisphaeriales; Sporocadaceae
Exons: 1
Coding region: 1-909 (302 amino acids)
Source: RefSeq, a predicted model, not a curated record